UCACAAUAGCCACAUUUGGUUUUUUGUUGUGAUGUUUUUAGGUGCGCUCAAGAAUUUUUUUUUCAAUUUCACAAUUUGAUUUAAUAAUAAUGGCCGAUAAUAAAAAUGAUGGAUUUAAAGAAUCAAUCAGUGGAUGUUCGACAUCCGAUCCUGAUGUUAUAAAUAAUAACAGUACGAAUCAAACAAUGCUCAACAAUCAAAUUCAUCAAUCACAAACAUCACAGGAUAUAUUCAAAGGUGCUGAAGGUGAAUUUCUACAAGAACGUCUACAGGUUUUGAAUCGUUUGACCAAACAAAUUACAUUGUUUCGACAACAAGCAUUGGACAGUGUAAAUGAACUUCGUAAUUCACAGAAAAGUUGUAUGAAAACCGAGAUAAAUAAAUCGGAUGCUGAUCGUUUGAAAUCAUUAUUCGAUAAAGCUGUUAUGGAUUGUGAUAAAGAGGCCGAUGCUGUACGAUUAUCAUUAGAUCUAAUACAAGAGAUUCGAAAUUAUUCACGUUCAAGACAGAAAAAAAUGCAAUAUGCAUUUAAAAAUAAAAAAUCAUUUAUACGUCGUGGACAAAUGAUCAAAAUAUUGAAUGAUUGUGCUCAUACAUUACCAUUAUGGAUUGGACGUUCAGUGAAUGAAAAACCACCACCACUUUGUGGUGCUAUACCGGCCGAUUUGGAAUAUAUUCCAAAAAUCGGUGAUCUAGUUGCAGCAUUAAUACCAACAGCAAGCGAUAUAAUUAAACCAUCAACAUCGAUUAGUCAUCUAAAUAAUCCUAAUCAUGAUGGUGAUUGGAUAUUGGCCGAAGUUGUACACGUUAAUGGUAAUAAAUUCGAAAUCGAUGAUAUUGAUGAAGAACAAAAUGAACGUCAUUAUCUUUCACGACGUUCAUUGAUUCCGCUUCCAUUAUAUCGUGCUAAUCCGGAAACUAAUCCCGAAGCAUUAUAUAAACGUGAUACACUUGUUCUAGCAUUAUAUCCACAAACAACUUGUUUUUAUCGUGGUAAAGUAUUACAUGCACCGAUUACAGCUAAUGGAAUGUAUCAGAUAUUAUUUGUUGAUCAUACAUAUCAAGAAGGUUAUUCACCACCAUUAGAAGUACCACAACGAUAUGUUGUAAAAGGACCAAAAGAUUAUUCAAUCGAAACAAAUAAAAAACGUAAUCGUGAAACGGAUCAUCCAGAAUCAUUACAAGGUUUAAUACCAAAACGUUUUCAACCAACAAUGUCAACCAUACAUAAAACAUUGAAAAAAGAAUAAGAACGUGUCUUGUUUUGUAAACAUAUUGAAAAGAAAUUUUUAUUUCUUAUCACCAUCAUCCAUUUAUUAUUAUUAUCA
Molecule: messenger RNA, 1328 nt
Organism: Dermatophagoides pteronyssinus (European house dust mite)
Lineage: Eukaryota; Metazoa; Arthropoda; Arachnida; Sarcoptiformes; Pyroglyphidae
Gene: Sgf29
Product: SAGA-associated factor 29
Cellular component (GO): SAGA complex
Source: RefSeq, a predicted model, not a curated record